Molecule: messenger RNA, 2936 nt
Organism: Stegastes partitus (bicolor damselfish)
Lineage: Eukaryota; Metazoa; Chordata; Actinopteri; Pomacentridae
Gene: slc8a4a
Product: solute carrier family 8 member 4a
Exons: 7
Coding region: 1-2841 (946 amino acids)
Biological process (GO): sodium ion transmembrane transport; cell communication; calcium ion import across plasma membrane
Cellular component (GO): sarcolemma; postsynapse; axon
Molecular function (GO): calcium:sodium antiporter activity
Source: RefSeq, a predicted model, not a curated record
AUGUUUCUGCACAAGCGGAUCUUGAGCUACACUCCACCCGCCAGCCCCUGCAUGUUCAUCCCCGCUCUGCUGGUCCUCCUCCCGGGGGUCACUCACUUCUCCUACGGAAGUGCCGGCCACGAAGACAACGGCAGCACACCGAGAAACUGCUCCAGUGAGGACAACUGCUCGGAGGGGGUGGUCCUGCCCAUGUGGAACCCGCAGAACCCGGCGGUUGGCGACAAAGUUGCGCGCGCCAUCGUUUACUUUGCAGCGCUCAUAUACAUGUUCCUGGGCAUGUCCAUCAUCGCCGACCGCUUCAUGUCUUCUAUCGAGGUCAUCACCUCUCAGGAGAGAGAGAUCACCAUCAAGAAGCCGAACGGCGAGACCACGACGACUACGGUGCGCAUCUGGAACGAGACGGUGUCCAACCUGACUCUGAUGGCGCUGGGCUCGUCAGCGCCAGAGAUCCUGCUCUCCGUCAUCGAGGUGGUGGGUCACAAUUUUGAGGCCGGAUCUCUGGGUCCCAGCACCAUCGUGGGCAGCGCUGCGUUCAACAUGUUCAUCAUCAUCGCUAUCUGCGUCUAUGUGGUGCCGGAAAACGAAACCCGCAAGAUAAAGCACCUGCGGGUGUUUUUUGUCACUGCUGCCUGGAGCAUUUUCGCCUACAUCUGGCUCUAUCUCAUCCUGUCUGUGUUCUCUCCCGGGGAGGUGGAGGUCUGGGAGGCAGUGCUCACCUUCCUCUUCUUCCCCCUCUGUGUGCUGCAAGCCUGGAUCGCAGACCGCCGCCUGCUCUUCUACAAGUACGUCCACAAGCGUUAUCGCGCCGACAAGACCCGCGGCAUCAUCAUCGAAUCAGAGGGAGACGCUAUGUUCACCAAAAUGGACUUGGAGAUGGACGGGCAGGGUGUGAACUCCCACACUCACCCCAAGGAGGCUCUGGAUGGGAUGCUGGAGGGGGUGGAGGAAGGUGGAGGGAUGAACUCGGAGCAAGACCAAGAGGAGGAGGCCCGUCGGGAGAUGGCGCGCACCCUGAAAGACUUGAAACAGAGGCACCCGGAGAAAGACAUGGAGCAGCUGAUCGAGAUGGCCAACUACCAGGUGCUGGUGCAGCAGCAGAAGAGCCGGGCCUUCUAUCGCAUCCAAGCCACGCGCAUGAUGAUCGGAGCCGGGAACAUCCUGAAGAAGCACGCCGCCGACCAGGCCAGGAAGGUGGUGAGCUGCCACGAGGCCAGCGGGCAGGAGGAAGAUCCCAACACCAUCUACCUGCAGUUCGACCCGUCGCACUACCAGUGCUUCGAGAACUGCGGCUCAAUGAAGCUGUCGGUGAGCCGGCACGGAGGAGAGAGCGGCUGCACUGUUAAGGUGGACUACCGGACGGAGGACGGGACUGCCAACGCCGGCUCAGACUACGAGUUCGCGGAGGGCACUUUGGUCUUCAAGCCCGGAGAGACGACUAAAGAGUUCACUGUUGGCGUGAUCGACGAUGACAUCUUUGAAGAGGACGAGCAUUUCUACGUGCGCCUCAGCAACCCACGCAUCGUGCACCGCGCCGAGGUGGCCGUCCUGGAGCCGAGCUCCAUCACCUCCAGCAACAGCAACGUGGGUCUCUCCCCCCACAUCCCUCCGAAGGCCGCCCUGGGCAACGCUCACACCGCCACGGUCACCAUCUACGACGACGACCACGCCGGCAUCUUCACGUUCGAGAGCAACUCCACGAGGGUCAGCGAGAGCGUCGGCAACAUGCAGGUGAAGGUCCACCGGACGUCCGGGGCGAGGGGGAAGGUGGCGGUGCCCUACCACACCGUCGAGGGCACCGCUAAAGCCGGGGAGGACUAUGAAGAGGUGUCCGGCAAGCUGGAGUUUCAGAACGACGAGACCAUGAAGCUGCUGAACGUGAAGAUCAUCGACGACGAGGAGUACGAGAAGAACAAGACGUUCACCAUCGUGCUGGAGGAGCCCAUCCUGCUGGAGGUGGGACAGAGGCACGGAGACACCAAUGACAACAAGACAGCUGUGGGGCCGGAGGACGUGUCAAAGAUGGGCUGCCCCUGUCUGGGAGAGCACACCAAGCUGGAGGUGGUCAUUGAGGAGUCCUACGAGUUCAAGAGCACGGUGGACAAGCUGAUCAAGAAGACCAACCUGGCUCUGGUGGUGGGGAGCAGCAGCUGGAGGGAGCAGUUUGUUAGUGCUGUCACUGUCAGCGCAGGUGAUGAUGAUGAAGAGGAGAGCGGGGAGGAGCGCCUGCCGUCCUGCUUUGAUUACAUUAUGCACUUCCUGACAGUUUUCUGGAAAGUCCUCUUCGCUUUCGUCCCGCCCACCGAGUACUGGAACGGCUGGGCCUGUUUCUUUGUCUCCAUUUCCCUCAUUGGCGUUCUGACAGCUGUGACCGGGGACUUGGCCUCGCAUUUCGGCUGCACCAUCGGCCUCAAAGACUCGGUCACUGCUGUGGUGUUCGUGGCUCUUGGCACCUCUGUUCCAGACACAUUUGCGAGUAAGGUGGCCGCCAUCCAGGAUCAAUACGCCGACGCCUCCAUCGGGAACGUGACGGGCAGCAACGCGGUGAACGUGUUCCUGGGCAUCGGCGUGGCCUGGACCAUCGCCGCCGUGUACUGGCAGACCAAAGGCAAGGUGUUCCGGGUGAACCCGGGCUCGCUGGCCUUCUCCGUCACCCUCUUCACCAUCAUGGCGCUGGUGUGCGUGAUGUUGCUGCUCUACCGCCGACGUCCCUCGGUGUCGGGCGGAGAGCUGGGAGGCCCACGGACAGCCAAGCUCCUCACCUUCUUCAUGUUCCUCUCCCUCUGGUUCAUCUACAUCCUGUUGUCCUCCUUGGAGGCGUACUGCCACGUACCCGGCUUCUGAGGCAACAGAGGGAAAACGCACAGACACGACUCCUCUCCUUGUUUUUACACUCUCCUCUUUCUUCUUCUUCUUCUUCUCUGUUUUUUGUCUAUUUU